AUGAAGGACGCUGUUGACCCACACCUGAGAGACGAACAAGCAGGAUUUCGAUCAGGUAGAUCAUGUGCUGAUCAAAUUGCCACUCUGCGCAUAAUCCUGGAGCAGUCACUGGAAUGGAACUCUUCCCUUUAUGUUAAUUUCAUUGAUUAUGAAAAGGCGUUUGAUAGCGUUAACCGACCAACACUGUGGAAGCUUAUGAAACAUUAUGGGAUACCACACGAAAUUACCAAUCUUGUAAGGAAUUCAUACGAGGGAUUGUCAUGCAGGGUAAUUCAUGGAGGGCAGCUAACAGAUGCAUUCAAUGUGAAGACAGGACAACCCAUUGAGGCAGAGCUCUUGCAGAAACGAUGGUGGUGGAUUGGCCACACCCUACGGAAACGAAUGCCUAAUAUUACUAGACAGGCAUUGACUUGGAAUCCUCGUGGAAAAAGGAAGAGGGGAAGGCCUCGUAACUCAUGGCGCAGAGUCAUGGAGGCAGAUGUUAAGAAGAUGGGCCGCACAUGGAAAGAACUGGAGACGCUGGCUCAGGACCGCUCUGCCUGGAGGAACCUGGUUGACGGCCUAUGUCCCAGGAGGGGCGAUAGGCGUAAAUAA
Saccoglossus kowalevskii is the source of this 594-nucleotide messenger RNA. RefSeq lists its product as uncharacterized. NCBI's taxonomy places the organism in Eukaryota, Metazoa, Hemichordata, Enteropneusta, Harrimaniidae. The record is from RefSeq and is a predicted model, not a curated record.